AUGCCGAAACGUCCCAACUACCAGGUAAUAGACGGAGUUGCGAGAUGCCCCGGUAUCACUCUAGACAAGCUAAGAGAGACCCUCGACUUCAGGGCGAAAGAGGGAGACCUCGUGCAAUCGACGUUCCCGAAGAGUGGAACGAAUUGGCUGAUGUACAUCACGCACUUAAUCCUCAGAGAGGGAGAACCGAUGACAAAGUACCAAGACUUCUCGACAGAGUGGCGCUUCAUCGAGUACAUGAACAUCAAGGACUUCACCUCGUCUCUGCCUUUGAGGACAUUCGUCACGCACUUUGCGUUGGACAGGCGUACGAUGACGGGAGAAGGAAAGUACGUCUACAUGGCCCGAAAUCCGUGGGACGUUUGCGUAUCUUUCUACCACAUGGCGAGGACGCUGUACAUGUACCGAUUCCGAGACGGCAAGUUCGAGGAUUUCGUCGACACCUUCGUAAGCGGCAACUUCGGCUACGGCGACUACUUCGAACACGUAGCAGCGGGCUACGCCCUCAGGGAAGAACCGAACGUAUUCUUCGUGACCUACGAGGAACUCAAGAAAAACACCCGCGACGUGGCUCUGAGGCUGGCGUAUUUCCUGGGAGAGAAGUACGGCCGUGGUCUGGAGGAGGACGAAGCGUUACUCCAGAAACUACUGGAGAGAUCGCAGGCCGAAAACAUGCGCAAAGUGGUGGUCCUCGACUUGACUGGUAAGGACAACCCGCAGUGGAACGACAUGCUCUCGCGCAGGAGGGUACCCAGCGGCGAAGCUCGAGAUCCGGAAAGGAACAAGUACGCGUUCGUGAGAAGCGGUAAAGUCGGAAGCUGGAGGGACUACUUCACGCCCGAACUGCUGAGGAAGAUGGAGAAUCGUAUUCGGGAAGUGGAGAAGGAGUCUUCUGUCAUGGACCUCUGGAAGGACGUCCGAGCCGAAGCUAUUAAGCUCGUGCAGGAUGCCGAAUAA
This is a messenger RNA of Rhipicephalus sanguineus (brown dog tick), 957 nucleotides long. RefSeq names its product 3-beta-hydroxysteroid sulfotransferase. Lineage: Eukaryota; Metazoa; Arthropoda; Arachnida; Ixodida; Ixodidae. Gene Ontology annotation, molecular function: sulfotransferase activity. Gene Ontology annotation, cellular component: cytoplasm. The transcript has a single exon. Gene Ontology annotation, biological process: sulfation. Bases 1 to 957 code for a protein of 318 amino acids. The record is from RefSeq and is a predicted model, not a curated record.